Molecule: messenger RNA, 893 nt
Organism: Ananas comosus (pineapple)
Lineage: Eukaryota; Viridiplantae; Streptophyta; Magnoliopsida; Poales; Bromeliaceae
Product: transcription factor UDT1-like
Exons: 4
Coding region: 68-784 (238 amino acids)
Biological process (GO): regulation of DNA-templated transcription
Cellular component (GO): nucleus
Molecular function (GO): DNA-binding transcription factor activity; protein dimerization activity; sequence-specific DNA binding
Source: RefSeq, a predicted model, not a curated record
GUAGAGAGUAGUGAAUCGAGAGUUACUUGUUGGGGAAAGCAGAAGUUUCUACAGCGAACAACAACCAAUGCCGCGGCGGCCGCGGGGCGCUGCUGCAUCGCAGGCCGCCGAGGCGGAGGCGGAGGCGGAGGCGGAGUUAGAGGCGGAGCUGCAGGGCGACUUCGUCGACUCCGUGCUCGACAUGGAGGGUGGCAUCGGCGGGGAGACGCCGAUGGAGAAGUGGGAGAUGAGGUUCAAGUCGAAGAAUCUGGAGGCCGAGAGGAGGAGGAGGGGGAAGCUCAACACCAACAUCUUGGCCCUCCGUGCUAUCGUGCCCAAAAUCACCAAGAUGAGCAAGGAAUCGACCCUCACCGACGCGAUCGAUUACAUUACGCUGCUGCAGAAGCAAGUGCUUGAUCUACAAACAGAGCUCUUAGAAACAGAUGGAGAUCUUAUUCAUAAAAAUGAAGCAAAUGAAGAUGAGGAGGGAGAGAAGCAGAGGAGUCCAAGUUCUGAAACAGUUGCUCCCUCUGUGACAGUGCAAUGUCAGGGGCAGGUUGAGCUAAUACCUAUGGGCCCAAACAAGUACCAGCUGAAGAUAAUGUGCAAGAACAGGAUGGGGCAGUUCACCAAAGUUCUAGAAGCUCUGAGCUGCUUCAAUGCAGAGGUUGCUGAAAUAAGCUCUGUGGCCUUCUUCGGCUUCUCGAAGAGCGUGUUCUCCGUUGAGGUGAAGGAAGGAGAAGAGGGUGAAAUCAUAGAAUUAAGAAAUCUUUUGUUAGCACUUGUUGGAGCCUCGGAAAAUUGAGCUGCUUCAGAAUUGAUCUUUAUGACUUUGAUUUGAAGCCACUAAAUGUUACAUGCUUUUGUAGUUUAUAACAAAUGUCAGCAAUAUAAACAUAUAGAACAACUUGUGG